Molecule: messenger RNA, 481 nt
Organism: Phlebotomus papatasi
Lineage: Eukaryota; Metazoa; Arthropoda; Insecta; Diptera; Psychodidae
Exons: 2
Coding region: 2-481 (159 amino acids)
Source: RefSeq, a predicted model, not a curated record
AAUGGCCCCACAAUCCAUCAUUCACGCAAUAAUUCUGGGUAUUUGCUGCCUCACCACAUUCACCUCGGCACAAUUUCAAUUCCACACGGAUCCCACCAGGAAUGCUUUCACUGUGACAGCACCAGGGCUGCAGCAGUCCUUCACCAGGUACUUCGGAGGAGGGGCACAACGCGUUGGGGAUUACCAAUUGGACUCCCAGGUGGCCGGAUCCAAUCAUCAACAGGUGUUUGCACCAUACUUGAAUCAACAGCAAUCCUACCCAUUUGUUCCACAAUAUCAAAGGGCUUUCGCCGGGGGAGGCGUUCCGGAUGCCAGUGCACAGGACUCUGUGCCACAGUACACCCAACAGAGAUAUCAAUUAAUUGAACCCCAGCCAACUCUCGACAGCACCUUGGAUACCAUGAGAGCUGUGAGAUUUUCACCAUCAAAUGAAGUGUCAAGUGUGAAUUUCUCCAAUGGAGACUUCACAUAUAAUUUCUGA